UUACUCUGUGAACUACAAAAGCAGAAGGAAGCUCAAAGUCUGCGAGAAAGCAACAGAAUUUUCCUUAGUCCCAUCGUUUCCCUCCAGAUCAGGGACUUGACUGCUUUGCUGCACUGCUGGAAUCCCUGCUGUAAGGUCCUGCUCUGCUUAUGAGCAAUCCAGUGCUCUCUGCCACCAAGAAACGAUCUGUAUUGUGUCAUGUAAUUGCUCAAGCGAUUUGUGAACAGCAAAGGAGGAAGUAAUCCCUCAUCCAUUAUUAACAAAUACAGCUACUGUGAUGUUGUGCGAGAAGUUUGUAGCUUUCAUUCGAGUCCUUUAAUACUGUGGUGGAAAUAUUUGAGGAUCUCUGAAGACACUGAGUUUAGGAGUUGCAGCUUUGUCAUUAAAAUAGGGUUUCAGUGUUAUUUGUAAACACGUAAUUGUUUCCUGCAAGAUUUGGUUUCUAUACCAUUCAGUGAUGAAUCUAACUGACGGUAACGCCACCUAUGCAAACAUUGUGGGCUUUGCUCACGCGAGCAACAGCAGCUGCCAGGUUGAUGCUAAAUUCAGAUACAUACUCUUCCCAAUUGUCUAUAGUCUCAUCUUCGUACUCGGACUUAUUGGAAACCUCUACGUGCUGUGGGUCUUUAAACUCAUGACCCCAGUAACGACAUUGACUGAGAUUAAAGUCUUCAUGGUGAAUCUGAGCAUAGCAGAUCUACUUUUUAUCCUGACGCUCCCUUUUUGGAUCGUGUACUACAGUACCAAAGGGAAUUGGAUCUUUUUGGAAAUCCCCUGCAGGGUGGCUGGCUGCCUAUUUUUUAUCAAUACCUACUGUUCUAUUGCGUUUCUUGUGGUGAUCAGUUAUAACAGGUACUGUGCCGUGGCACAUCCCAUAGAAACAGUUCAGAAUAAUGGCAGAAAACGUGGCUUCAUUAUAUCAAUAAUCAUCUGGUUUAUUAUCAUUGGCGGUGCAACCCCCUUCCUAUUUCAACAAGGAACCAACAUACAUGGCAACGUUACUCGGUGCUUUGAAGGAUAUGGCGAGAAAUCUUCCAAGCCUGUGGUUAUCAUCCACUUUAUUUUGAUUGGAGCUUUCUUCGUGGCCUUCCUUAUAAUUAUUGCCUGCAACCUAUGUAUCCUGAAACUGUUAUCGACACAACCGGGCCUACCGAGCAGGAGUGAGAAGGUGAAGAGACAAGCUUUCCGCAUGGUGUGUGCAGUCAUCAUCGUUUUCUGCAUCUGCUUCGUCCCCCAUCAUCUGGUGCACGGUCCCUGGACCCUCACUGUCCUGGACCUGUGGCGGAAGGAUGACUGUGAAUUCAGACGUGCAGUGAACGAUGCCCAUCAGGUCACACUGUGUUUGAUGGGCUUGAAUUGUACACUGGAUCCCAUCAUAUACUGCUUUCUGACCAAGAAGUUCAGGAAAUUUUUGACACAGCGUCUAAGUCAAUGGAAAAGUACUCGGAGGAGUGUGAGGACUAUCUCCACAGACACAAAUAUGGAUGGAGAGAUAGCUUUGCAGAGCACAGGCAACAAAUAAAGUGUGGUACAAAAGCAGAAAAUGCUGCAAAAACUCAGCCAGUUUGACAGCGUCUGUAGCUUCUUCUUCAGAGCUGUCAGAGAGAAGAGCAGCACUCCUUCAAGGUUGGCAUUCCCGGAACAGAAGUGGCAGUGAAUUAAGAAGGGCCUGAAGGGUCAGCCCUGAAGAAGAGUCAUAUGGAUUUGACACAUUAACCUUGUUUUUUUCUCUCUCCACAGAUACUGUCAGACCUGCUGAGCUUUUCCAACAUUUUGUUUUUGUUUCAGAUUUUCAGCAUCCGUGGUAUUUUGCUUUUAUCAUGAAGAUAAAAAGAUCAUGUUGCUGAUUGGACAAAACAAAUGUUGAUUUUUCCUGACUUGUAGAAUUUAUCUUUAUGUUUUUUUAAAAUGUUUUGACCUCACUGUCGAUAAAUAUGAGCAUUGUCUUGUUUAAUAUCAUGAGAUAACAUCUCUGCCAUGGAUAAGCUGUUCAGUUUCAAUUAUUUUUAAACAAGAGAUUUUUGUGGCAUUUUAGCAUUCAACAACAAUUUACAGCACUUUUAGUGUUAAAUUCACAGCAUGUUUUACCAAGAGGGAGGAAAAGUACAGAUGUCAUGCCACCUGGCGUCAGACUAGGGGUGGCAACUGACAUCUUGGUCAAUGAGGUGAGUUUUGAGACACUUUUCCAAGAUGGAAAGGGCAGUGGAGAGGCUUAAAGGUUCAGGAUGAGAGACCCAGACAACAAGACCAAUGUGCUUGAACUCUGCCGCUGAGAUGAGGGGAAAAUGGAUGCACAAAAGGCAAGAAUCAGAGAGUGAAAGGAUGUGAGAGGGAAUAUGGAGGAUAAAGCAGAAGACUUGCAGAGAUGGAGAUGAUAUGAGGGGAUGGAGGAAUUUGAAAAUGAAGACAGGCUAUCAAAUGCAUUAGAGGACAGGAAAUCAAUGUGGGAAAGUGAUUUAAUAUAUGCAUUAAGUUUUAGACAAGUUGAAGUUUGUGGAAGAAAGGGAGGCCAGUAGUGGAGAAAUUAAGUCUGGAGAUGACAGAAGUGUGGAUACGGGUUUCUGUGGUGGUGGUUUGAGGUAGGAACAGGGUGGGGAAGGGGGAUUUGUUGCAGAUUGGGCACAGUUAUGAAACUUCCCUGACCAAUGGGAAAAUAACUAUUUGAGCCUGACAAGUAUGAAAAGUGGCCAACUGAGGAAGGUGCUGAAGGUCCAGAAUCCAUUGCACCAUUCUCCCAGAAAGGAGCCAAUUGUCCAGAAGAAGUGGAGAAAGAAGAGAGAAAAGUUAAAGAAUUGUUAACUUUUAGAAUAAAUUGUUGCCUAGCACAUUAAGAAUGGGCUUAGUUGAAGCAUUCUGAAAAAGGAAACUGUCAGAUUGAUGGUCAAAAAAUGGUUACAUUCUUGGUUCUUUAACCCAUGUCGCUCUGGAUAUUUUUGAUUUCUACCUUUCAGACUGCUCCCUGUAUGUGGUCUUUGGCCUCAAGGUUAUUUUAAUAUAAAUAUUAUUGUGCACCCAAAAUUGUUAACCUGUUUUUGUUGUUAUGGCAACAGCUGUUUCUAUCCCAUGUUUCCAUGGGAUCCUCCCUGGUAUAAAUGGAUAUUAGAGUUACACAAAGACUAGACCUUAUUUUAGGCUUUAAGUAGCAAAUUGAUUAGACAGCAUAUAAGAAGGCUAAUAAGAGCAGAAACAUAACAUGAUUACAGAAGCUUUUGCUCUGUGAUAACUUUUCAUAUAAUGGAAAGUAAUCACAGCUCAACACUCCAGUGUUGUGACCAUAACUGCUUAUCUCACAUUGGUUUUUAGCGCUUCCCGCACCAAAUUAUUAAAUUGUUUGGUUUAUCUUAUUAUCUUCGGAGAUUCAGCCAGACAGUUUUUCCUUGAAGGCGACAGGUCAAGUUCAUUGACUUGAAAAAUGUUGGCUAAUAAAUAUUUUAAUAACAGUAAUCGGAGUUUCUUGAGAUUAAGUAACGGUCAGUUGAAUUCACAAAGCUGCCAGUCAGAUACAUAUUCCCACAAAACCCACAGCAUCUAGAAUGCAGAGCUUGAAUUUCAUUCCAUGAUGUAACCUAGAUUUUGUGAUAUUUAAUUGUUAGUCUAGCUUUUGCUUUAAAGCUAUGGCUGAUAUACUCCUUAUAGGCUAGUGAUCUAAAUUGGCAGGUUGUCAGAUUAAUUAGAGGUGAAUUAUUUUUCUUGGGAGUUUUCUCAGCUUCCUGUCUUUGUGUUGAAGCCAGAUUAUUUCAAGAGGCAAAAAGACAACAUGAACUGACAUCCUCCUCCUUUUUGUGUUUAUUUUAAAGAAUAUUUAGCUAUGAUUUACAAUUUUAUAUGAGAUAUGACAGCUGUGUUUCAAAAACCCUCAUGAAGAUUUGGCAACGGCUGCCAUCAUUUAUUGAGCUUUGCGGGUUCUUACCUAAAACCGCCGGGUAUAGUUUUAUAGUGCAGCCAAAAGAUUGGCAGGAGGAUAGGGACCUGGCAGUAAUCAUUCCCAUCUACAGUCGUAUGCUAAUGAAGCAGUGACUCUGGUAAAGCUUGCAUCGCAGGCAGUCUUACCCUCUCCUCAAAAAAGGGAAGAACAUUGGCAGGAGUGUGAAGCCACUGCCUUUAACUGCAAUGCAGGCCCUUCAGGGUGGUGAAAACAGAUUCAAUAGUAACUUUCAAAAUGAAUUGGAUAUAUAAGUAAAGAGGAAAAAUCUGCAGAAAGAGGCUGGAACUUCCAGACAUUGGAUGACUCAGCUGGUAUAGGCCAGAUAGGCCAAAGGGCUUCUUUCCACUCUGAGAUUCUACUAAAUCCAAAUCUCUGACUGUUGAUCAUGUCCUGCCAUAUUAAAGCUGUGAAGAUGUUUUCUUGCUUUCUCUUCAGGUUAGAAAUUCAGGUUAUUGAAUAAAAAUCCCUGUGAGGGAAUGUUCAUUGUAAUUAACUCGAGUUCAAGUGCUUGAGUACAAAUUUUGAGCUUGUCUACGCAUUCAGUGGAGAUUUCUGCUUGGCUCAGUGGAUGUGCAGUGGAAUUUCUUUUGGGGGAUUAUAAGGACUUAAUGCCUAAAUUGGACUCCCGAAUUUCAUUAAGACAAUGAAACAGCUUUUGUUUGUCUUUCCAAUAAGCACAUCUGCAAAGGAGGCAGUGGCUUCAGAAUGGCAUUGUUAAAGGUGCUUUUGUGGAACUUACUCACUCUGGUGAAGCAUUGCGCUCCCUAUGACAAACAUGUGUUUGGAGAACAAAAACGGAAUUACGUGGAAAAACUCAGCAGGUCUGGCAGCAUCGGCGGAGAAGAAAAGAGUUGACGUUUCGAGUCCUCGUGACCCUUCAACAGAACUGAGUGAAUCCAAGGAAGGGGUGAAAUAUAAGCUGGUUUUUGGUGUUUGGAGCAUCUCUGUAAUUUAUCCAAGGUCUUUGAUGCCUCCUGUUUGAACUAUACCUCACGGACUAUCUAUAAAAUGAACCUGUCCUGCCCAAUCUUCUAAAGUGUGUACAGCUGAACAUCCCAGUACAUCAAUGUAUCAUGUGGCAAAUCAGCCAGUGACUUCAUGAAAUAUAAAUCAACACUUCCAUGUUGAGGAAAAUGGUUGCAAAAAAGCCACAGCUACAGGAAAAAUGAGUGCUAGCUACAGUUAAUGUUCUCUCAGUGCAUUGGUAGGAGAGGAUGGCUCCUGCAGAAUAAGCUACAUCAAGCCAAGGUGGGACUGCAGCAGCACCUACAUCGACUUGGUGGAAGACCAGUGCACAACGAUGCACCGAAAAGCUCCUUUAUAAAAUUCAGCACUCAUUCGCUGUACUAUUGUUUUGUGUUUCUGUAAAUGAAUUGGGUUUGUGAAGAACAUUGCUUAGCAAUUUUCAUUUGUAAGUUCUAAUUUAAAUUUGCAAUUUUGUGAAUAAAUAUUUUUACAAAUCAA
Carcharodon carcharias (great white shark) is the source of this 5389-nucleotide messenger RNA. RefSeq names its product platelet-activating factor receptor (gene ptafr). NCBI's taxonomy places the organism in Eukaryota, Metazoa, Chordata, Chondrichthyes, Lamniformes, Lamnidae. The record is from RefSeq and is a predicted model, not a curated record. Bases 458 to 1522 code for a protein of 354 amino acids. Gene Ontology annotation, cellular component: membrane. The transcript has 3 exons. Gene Ontology annotation, biological process: chemotaxis; G protein-coupled receptor signaling pathway. Gene Ontology annotation, molecular function: platelet activating factor receptor activity; G protein-coupled purinergic nucleotide receptor activity.